This is a messenger RNA of Anisakis simplex (herring worm), 237 nucleotides long. The record is from the annotation of a GenBank genome assembly. NCBI's taxonomy places the organism in Eukaryota, Metazoa, Nematoda, Chromadorea, Rhabditida, Anisakidae.
UUCCCUCAUCCAAUCACAUGGUUAGGAAUGCUCGAAAUGGGUGCCGUCUAUUUGCCAGUCACAGAAAACUGGCGUAAAUUUUACGUGAAUUGCGAACGUGACGCAAGCAACCAGAAUCAGUAUGCAGCUCAUGGAGUGAUCCGAAUCGCUAAAGAAUUAUCGGAAAAUUUGUUGCAGUCUGAAAGGUUUGUUCAAGGCAGUGGAUCUCAGACUCUCGUCUUUUGUUCCCAGUUGUGA